AUGUCAGACAGUCAGCUGCCCAGCGAUUACCUAUUACCUCCCCCCCCUCCCCCCCCCCCUCCCCCUCCCCCCCCUCCCCGUCCAAGUGAAAAACGAGUCGAACCGCCCCGGCGCCGUAGCCGCCCUUCUCUGCUAAGCCGCCUGCUCUCGGACCUGGUCCUCGACUCUAAGCUAGAGGCGACGGACCUGCAGUCUUGCAUCCGUCACACCUUUACCCGGCCCGGUGGCGCGGCCGAAGAGCGAAUCGUGAGGGUCGAGGAGCGGUGGGUGCGCGAGGCGAUGUUGGGCGGGGGCGCGCAUGGCGUAGUGUACCGCGAGCGGCUCGAGGGUGUAGGCAGGAUUCGUGCGAUCAAGGAGAUCAAGAAAAGCAUUGGCGCCGAGCUGGACUAUUCGAGGGAGCUCGAGGCAAUUGUCAAGUUCUCGCACCGCAGGUACGCCCACUGUUUCGUUAAUUCUGACGGCUGGUUCGAGCUCGGCGACUCCAUCUUUAUCUCGAUGGAGUACCUUGAGCUCGGCGACCUCGAGAGACAUAUCGCGCAGCCGCUCGCCGAGACCGAGGCCCGUCAGAUUUCCUCCCAGGUCCUCGAAGGUCUCGCGUACAUGCACGAAAACGAUUUCCUGCAUCGCGACCUAAAGCCGGGGAACAUCAUGGUUGUCGCUAAACAGCCAAAAUGGUUCGUAAAAAUCGCAGACUUUGGCGUUAGCAAGCGACAACUCCCCGACGUGACGCUCCAAUACACAUCCAAGUGGUGUACUUUUAAUUACGCCGCCCCCGAGCAGCUUGAGUUCGGCCUAGGUACCGGCACGGUGCGGACCUCACCGUUCGCCAUGGAUAUCUGGUCGUUCGGCGCCAUCGCAUACCGCAUCCUCACGGCUACGGUCCCGUUCCGGCUGAGCGCCCUGGUCGCGUACGCAGAAGGGCGGUGCGAUUUUCCCUACGAGCCUCUACGGCGAUUCUACGUCUCAGAGAGCGCAGCCGAGCUCCUCGCCGCGACCAUGAGCGCACUCCCCGGCCUGAGGCCUUCCGCCUCUGCUGCGCUUAAACACAAUUGGUUCCGGGAGGGGCUACAGGAAGUCAUAUACAGCAGCAGUGACGAUGCACCUCUAAACGACGCAUCGGGUAAAGACUUAACCAGCGCGUCGGAUGCUUCUGCCGCGUGGAGCACGGCUUCCGUAGACUGAGGCGCUGGAGACGCAACAGCGAAGAGACCCCCUCAAACUGCCACAUCGGCGUUGGGCAAUGAAGCCGCAGAAUUGGCUUGGGAGCUCGAAGCCUCUAAGUCAAUGCACCCCCUGUUCGACCACCCCCCCUGUUCGGACACUCUGUAGCCCCACAGCAUGGAAUCUUCUAAAGUACUCACGCCCUCAUAUUUCUGUCAAUUCUGGUCCGUUUUCCUUACUUUUUUUUGCAAUUUAAUGCCCAAAUGCCGGAAAAACCAUAUAUAAAAUAAAACGUCGAAAGGGCCGUUGCUGCGGUACAUGCGAAAGUCGGAAUUUGCAAAGCUGUUUGUAUGCAUGGCAUCCCCAGGUUAAUUUUAUAUAACCGUUUUAAAAGCG
Messenger RNA from Gaeumannomyces tritici R3-111a-1, 1557 nucleotides. Its product is annotated as CAMK protein kinase. Gene Ontology annotation, biological process: protein phosphorylation. Gene Ontology annotation, cellular component: cytoplasm. Gene Ontology annotation, molecular function: ATP binding; protein serine/threonine kinase activity. The transcript is spliced from 3 exons. The record is from RefSeq and is a predicted model, not a curated record. NCBI's taxonomy places the organism in Eukaryota, Fungi, Ascomycota, Sordariomycetes, Magnaporthales, Magnaporthaceae. The coding region runs from base 1 to 1182 and encodes 393 amino acids.